This is a messenger RNA of Acomys russatus (golden spiny mouse), 4535 nucleotides long. RefSeq names its product dystrobrevin alpha (gene Dtna). Gene Ontology annotation, cellular component: plasma membrane; synapse. Gene Ontology annotation, biological process: synaptic signaling. The transcript is spliced from 23 exons. The coding region runs from base 341 to 2563 and encodes 740 amino acids. Lineage: Eukaryota; Metazoa; Chordata; Mammalia; Rodentia; Muridae. Gene Ontology annotation, molecular function: zinc ion binding. The record is from RefSeq and is a predicted model, not a curated record.
UAGCUUCAGGAUCCUCAGGAAACCCUGGUACAGGCAGCAGCCAGCCUCCGCUGUGCCCACAUGACCCACAACUCUGGCAGCGGACCCGGCACUUCCAACAUUACUAAAUAAUCAGAGAGCGGCUCCCACUCUGGGCCCACACCUCCCUGCAGACGAUGGACACCUUCUAAGAGUUUGGCGAAUAGGUGACCCAGGCGCCUGUCCAUUGCAAGGUAAAUAGGAAUUACAAGCCCAGGGAAGCCCUUGAGGAGUCUCCAAAUGCCACAAUCAACUGCUAUUUCAAAGAAAACAAAAUAGAUGGUUCUGGAAAGUCAAUGCUGUUUCUUCAUUGAAUUUUAGAAUGAUUGAAGAUAGUGGAAAAAGAGGAAAUACCAUGGCAGAAAGAAGACAGCUGUUUGCAGAGAUGAGGGCUCAAGAUCUGGAUCGCAUCCGACUCUCCACCUACAGAACAGCAUGCAAGCUGAGAUUUGUGCAGAAGAAAUGCAAUUUGCACCUGGUGGACAUUUGGAACGUCAUUGAGGCACUACGGGAGAAUGCAUUGAAUAACCUGGAUCCAAACACAGAGCUCAACGUGGCCCGCCUGGAGGCCGUGCUCUCCACCAUUUUUUACCAGCUCAACAAACGGAUGCCAACGACUCACCAGAUCCACGUGGAGCAGUCCAUCAGUCUCCUGCUGAACUUCCUGCUUGCUGCCUUUGACCCGGAAGGUCAUGGUAAAAUCUCAGUAUUUGCUGUCAAAAUGGCUUUGGCUACCUUGUGUGGCGGGAAGAUCAUGGACAAGCUGCGAUAUAUUUUCUCAAUGAUCUCUGACUCCAGCGGAGUGAUGGUUUAUGGGAGAUAUGACCAGUUCCUUCGGGAAGUUCUCAAACUACCCACAGCAGUUUUUGAAGGUCCUUCAUUUGGUUACACAGAACAGUCAGCCAGAUCCUGUUUCUCCCAACAGAAAAAGGUCACAUUAAAUGGCUUUCUGGACACGCUCAUGUCAGACCCUCCCCCACAGUGUCUGGUGUGGCUGCCUCUUCUGCAUCGACUGGCGAAUGUGGAAAAUGUCUUCCAUCCUGUCGAGUGUUCCUACUGCCACAGUGAGAGCAUGAUGGGCUUUCGCUACCGAUGCCAACAGUGUCACAACUACCAGCUUUGCCAGGACUGCUUCUGGAGGGGCCAUGCGGGAGGUUCCCAUAGCAACCAGCACCAAAUGAAAGAGUAUACAUCAUGGAAAUCGCCUGCUAAGAAGCUAACGAAUGCACUAAGCAAGUCCCUGAGCUGUGCUUCAAGCCGUGAGCCUUUGCACCCCAUGUUCCCAGAUCAGCCCGAAAAGCCACUCAACUUGGCUCAUAUCGUGCCUCCGAGACCUGUAACCAGCAUGAACGACACACUCUUCUCACACUCUGUCCCCUCCUCAGGAAGUCCCUUCAUCACCAGGAGCUCUCCUCCCAAGGACAGUGAAGUAGAACAGAGCAAAAUGCUGGCUAGGGCUGCUCCAGCCUUUCUGAAGGGCAAAGGGAUACGGUACAGCCUGAAUGUGGCAGACAGGCUAGCUGACGAACACGUUCUCAUUGGGUUGUAUGUCAACAUGCUCCGGAACAACCCGCCAUGUAUGCUUGAGAGUUCAAACCGGCUUGAUGAAGAACACAGGCUGAUCGCCAGGUACGCCGCACGGCUGGCAGCAGAAUCCUCCUCACCUCAGCCAACGCAGCAGCGGACUGCCCCUGACAUCUCCUUCACCAUUGAUGCAAAUAAACAGCAAAGGCAGCUGAUUGCAGAGCUCGAAAACAAGAACAGAGAAAUCCUACAAGAGAUCCAGAGACUUCGGGUGGAACAUGAGCAAGCUUCACAGCCCACACCAGAGAAGGCUCAACAGAACCCCACCUUGCUGGCAGAACUCCGGCUCCUCAGACAGCGCAAGGACGAGCUAGAACAGAGGAUGUCUGCUCUCCAGGAAAGCCGGAGAGAGCUGAUGGUGCAGUUGGAAGGUCUCAUGAAGCUGCUGAAGACCCAGGGGGCAGGGUCGCCUCGCUCUUCCCCCAGCCACACCAUCAGCAGGCCGAUCCCCAUGCCCAUCAGGUCAGCAUCUGCCUGCUCCACACCAACGCACGCCCCACAGGACUCCCUCACUGGGGUAGGGGGAGAUGUACAGGAGGCGUUUGCACAAAGUUCAAGAAGGAAUUUAAGAAAUGACUUACUAGUGGCUGCAGAUUCCAUCACCAACACCAUGUCCUCCCUGGUGAAAGAGCUCAAUUCAGAGGUGGCGAGUGAAACCGAAAGCACUGUGGAUUCUGAAUUUGCAAGAACCCAAUUUGAGGAUCUGGUUCCAUCACCCACCUCUGAGAAGGCUUUUCUAGCCCAAAUCCACGCCCGAAAACCUGGGUACCUUCACGGUGGAGCUUCAAGUACCAUGCACGGUGACACAGUCCCGGAAGACGGGGAUUCUUAUGUGCAGCAGCCUGAGGAUGAGAACUACGAGAAUGAGUCUGUGAGGCAGCUGGAGAGCGAGCUGCAGAUGGAGGAGUUCCUGAAGCACAAGCUACAGGACGAGGCUUACCAGGUCAGCUUGCAAGGUUGAAUGCAAUAUCCUUUUCUCACUCUCCUCUCAAGCAAGCUAUAGUCAGACAGAUGAAAGUAACAUGGUACCCGGUGAUGGAGAGAGCUGCACCUACAAAGAGGAGGAAGACAGCAGCCUGGAAGCAGCCUCACCCUCGCCUGGAGAGAGGAGCCACCUCACCCAACAGCUCCAACAAUCCCCUCCCCUAAAGAUGUGUUCUGAUGCCUAUAGGGCAGCUAGCUUUCUGUUCUAAAAUUUGUAGUUCAUAGGUGUGUGUCUUAGAAGGGGGGUGGGGGCACGAGACUUCUGUUCCUAGAUAACUUAUCAACUCCAUCUUCUAUAACAUGGCUCAUCCCUGGUCCAAGGCAAAUAUCCACAGGCCAAGAGCCUGCUGCUGUUACACAGGACAGUAGUACUAACGAGCGUUUUAAACCUUUGCACACAAUAGUGAACCCGUUCAGUUUACAAUGACAAUAUUAAUACUGUUUGUAGCUAGAAUUUUUCUUUCUGGAUUCUUUGAGAUUUUAGCAAAGACAGUUUUAUUAUAUACUAUACAUUCCCCCCCCCCAUAGCAAUUUGGGAGGGGGGACAACAACCUUCAAUAGGAUUUGGUUUCUGAGUGUCCAAACUCAGAAUCUAGGAGCCAAGAAGGGUCCUUGGCCUGCCCACAUCCCCAAGUCCCUCUGAGAAACGUCUUAAACAUACCAACAGGAAUAAUGAGUUCUUGGGGGGCCUUAUUUCCAACUUGGGUUGUUUUCCUUCCAAAUACUCUAAAGAGUCAGCCAUAGAAUUUAGUGUAAAUACUGUUUUCCAAAUAGAUAUCAUAUACAAAAAGAAAGAGAGACAACAUUCAAAUGAUAUAUAAUCUAGUUUUUAAAAUCAGCACAGAUCUUCUUUUAAAAAAAAAAACUGUGAACUAUGUUUUGGAAUACUCGUUACUAAAGCUGUUUAUAAACCACAGGUGCCAUAAGAUCCCCCUACAGACUACAGUUACCUGACCUCCUCCAGGUCUCGCUCUCCACAGUGUAUCCUUAGAAGCAUGUCUUAUGUCUUAUACAGCUCUGCUCAUUGACAAGUUCCCUCGUCGGGUAGUUCUGAGGCCUUCAGCUUUCCAUGUCUGGGCUUAAAGUGCGCUUGCUCUGCUUUCCUUUCUGAAUGUUGAUUGCCUUACCUGGCCACCUGUUGUUCUGCAUGCAGCGCUGUGUGGUCACGUGAAAGGAGAUGGUGGGCUCUUCCGUGUGCUGUUGGAGUUUCACACUCAGGCGGAAGCUGGUGUGUGAGAGAACUGUCACAGGCAAAAGAUGAUGAAAGCCUGCGGAUGGUCCUUGGUCCUUCGAGAGUCCCCUCAUUAGAGAGACCUCAAGAUGACUGCCCUUAGAGAUUCUGGGGAAAAUGAAAAAGUUAACCGGUUGUUUCAAGAUCUGAUGUGUAAGGAAACGAAAAGGCCAGGCACCUGCUGGGUGUCUUAAACUUCAAGCCUCUCUGGAAUUCCUGGGGUUAUUUUAUCUCCUAAAAGAAAGAAGGGAACAUCACUGCAGAACCGUGAUUCUCAGAAUGUGUCCCUCAGACCAGCAAUCUUAGUGUCACCCAAAAGUCUUAGCAAUGGCAGAUUCCUGGGUCCCAACCCAGACUCACUGAAUCUGAAACUCUGGGGUUUAGACCUAGUGAUCCCUGUUUUAAUCAGCCCUCCUAACCGUUCUGAUGCAUACUAUGAGGUGGAAAUCAUUGUUCUAGAAUAAAGUUGUAUACAACAGAGAGUGAAGAAGACCUUCUCCAGGCUAGGGCGUAACUCAGUUGGCAGAGUGCUUGCCUAGCUUACACAAAACCCUGGGUUCAGACUUCCAGAGCUGUAUAAACUUGGCAUGGUGCCACAUGCCUAUGAUCCCAGCACUCAGGAGAUGGAGGCAGGAAGAUCGGGAGUUCAGGGCUAUCCUCACUACAUACGUGAAUUUGAGGCCAGCCUGGGAUACAUGCGACCCUGUCUUGAAGGAGG